This is a messenger RNA of Ochlerotatus camptorhynchus, 374 nucleotides long. It is a transcript of the gene Rpb10, whose product is annotated as DNA-directed RNA polymerases I, II, and III subunit Rpb10. Gene Ontology annotation, biological process: tRNA transcription by RNA polymerase III; transcription by RNA polymerase II; transcription by RNA polymerase I. Bases 105 to 308 code for a protein of 67 amino acids. Lineage: Eukaryota; Metazoa; Arthropoda; Insecta; Diptera; Culicidae. Gene Ontology annotation, molecular function: DNA binding; zinc ion binding. The record is from RefSeq and is a predicted model, not a curated record. The transcript is spliced from 3 exons. Gene Ontology annotation, cellular component: RNA polymerase III complex; RNA polymerase I complex; RNA polymerase II, core complex.
AGUGCAUCAACGCGUUCCUAGAAGCUCUGCGGGAAAAGGCCGAAUUUUACUAGAAUUUCCUCAAUCCUGCCUGCCAAAAGGCUACGACUGGAAUCAACCCGAAGAUGAUUAUCCCGGUGCGUUGCUUCACAUGCGGCAAAGUAAUCGGCAACAAAUGGGAAGCCUAUCUCGGAUUGCUGCAGGCCGAAUACACGGAAGGUGAUGCUUUGGAUGCUCUUGGCUUGAAGCGGUACUGCUGUCGCCGUAUGUUGCUGGGUCACGUCGAUCUGAUUGAAAAAUUGUUGAAUUAUGCUCCCCUUGAGAAGUAACUUUGCGUUCGCGUUUAGGUUUAAGGUUGUAUAUGUUUAAAUAUGAAAAUAAAUUAAAUAAGGUAA